Messenger RNA from Biomphalaria glabrata, 2325 nucleotides. RefSeq names its product cell cycle checkpoint protein RAD17-like. Gene Ontology annotation, molecular function: chromatin binding. The transcript is spliced from 17 exons. The record is from RefSeq and is a predicted model, not a curated record. NCBI's taxonomy places the organism in Eukaryota, Metazoa, Mollusca, Gastropoda, Planorbidae. Bases 133 to 2106 code for a protein of 657 amino acids. Gene Ontology annotation, biological process: mitotic DNA replication checkpoint signaling; DNA damage checkpoint signaling; DNA repair.
UCUAGAUCUAUAUUACUUUUCUGAAAUGUUAUUUUUAAAUAAACUAUAGACUAUAAAGCUAGAUCUAGAUCUACUAGACCUAGAACUACUUGAACUAGAUUCUAUAUUUAGGAUUAUACAUCUAGAAAAGAAAUGAGCUGGGUGACUUCAUCAUUUGGAAAUUUUGGUGACAUUACUGCUCCCGAGAAACAUAAAUCAUCAUCAAACCCACAGUGUCCAUCCAAAAGUGAAUUUCAAAGAGCAUCAGCUAAAGAUGUGCUAUCCAGGAAAAGACCAAGAGAAACUCCACAUACCAGUAGAAAUCAGAGUCAAUCCAAGUCAUUUCAGAAUUUUUUGCUUCAGGCUGAAUUAUGGUCCGAAAAGUAUAAACCCACAUCCAGAGCUGAGUUGGCAAUACACAAAAAGAAAGUAGAGGAAGUUGCUGAUUGGCUCUUACAGAAUGCCUCUAAAAAUGGAAAGAAGAAGGCAGCGAUCUUAUUGAUAACAGGUCCAGCAGGGGCAGGUAAAUCUGUAUGUUUACACUUGCUAUGCAAAGAGUUGGGUCUGUCUGUUCAAGAGUGGUCCAACAAUUCAGAACUAGCUGCUGAUCAGUACAUUACUGAAGACUUCAAUAGAUCAGAAAGAUCUACAGUAGAUACCUACAGUAGCCAGUCCCAGAGUGCUUUGUUCCACAACUUCUUGCUGAGAGCUAAUAAAUAUCAGAAACUGGACAUAAUGACAUCCAGUGUUGACUCAAACCAAAACAGUGGACAAUUAAAUACUGUCAUUGUAGUCAAAGACAUCCCAAACAACUUUUUGAGAGACCCCACACAGUUUCAUACCAUUUUAAGCAAGUACCAGUCUACUGGUAGAAGUCCUCUGGUUAUAAUCAUGACGGAAUCUAACAACAGUUCUUCUAACAUCCAGAAACUUUUUCCUAAAGACUUACAACAUCAACUUUGUAUAACCAACAUAAGUUUCAACCCUGUGGCACCAACUAUAUUGUCCAAAGUCUUAACUAAAGUCAUUAACAAAGAAGUAUUACAGGGUUUAAUCAAACAACCCAGUGCCUCUGUCAUUGAGACAAUAGCCAUGUCAAGUGCAGGGGACAUGAGAUCAGCACUGAAUGCACUUCAGUUCGCCUGCAAGUUAGACACUUCUGACUUGGCAUCUUUCUGUUGUUCUACAUCCACUUCUAAAAAGAAAUCAUCCAGCACUGGAACAAAGUUCAAAUCUAAAACUUCCAAACAAACAGAUGAUAAGCUAAAUGUCUUAGUCAUUGGGGCCAAGGAUAAAAGUGUUUUUCUCUUUCACACUAUUGGCAAAGUUCUGUAUUUUAAAAGAACAGAGGCAAAUCCUUCUGAACCCAAUCUCAGGCUUCCAUCUCACUUAAAGAUUCAUGAGAGAGACCCGCUAUCUCUUCAUCCUGAGGAGAUAGUUUCCCAUACUCAUGUUUCUGCUGACUAUUUCAAUUCUUUCCUUCAUGAGAACUAUGUGGAUUUCUUGACCACAGUGGAAGAUUUGGAGAGGGCAACACAGUAUUUCAGUGAUGCUGAUUACCUCUCUGCUUUAUGGACGGCAAAAGAAGAAUUACAGGACUAUUCCCUUUCUAUAGCAAUAAGGGGCUAUAUCCAUUCCAAUACAGACUUUUGUCAUCAUGAUAGCAUCAGAAAGAACCAAGGCUGGAAGCCUUUACACAAAUCUCAUUGGUUUCAUGUUAGUAAACAGACCUGUGACAACCUUGCCUCAGCCAGACAUCUGUUUAGAGGUUACCAUUGGGAGCCAGAAGUAUUGUGCACAGAGAUUAUUCCUUACAUUGGUUUAACUAACCCAACAUUGCAUGACCCAGGUCAGAUUAGAUUUGUGCAAGAAAUGACUCAAUUCAUAAGAUCAAACAGUUUCUCAAGACCAAGGCAAGAAAGACUCAAUGAGAAUGAUGUGAUCACAGAGGAAGAUCAUUUUGAGGAGAGUGACGCAUUAGAAUCUCAGUUUCCUGUCCUAGGCAGUAAAACAGGUGUGGAUGGUGCUAGUUUAGAAGAUGAGGACACUGUAUCCAGCAGUCAAGCCAGUGUACAGAAACAGCAGCAAGAUGAGGAAGAAUUGAUCAUUGAAGAAUUUGAGGACUGAGAAAUGAAAGCAGAAUAUAAAUACUCUUUAACAAUUGAGUCUGUUACAUGUGAAAUGUUUUGUAAAAGGUACAUAGACGUGUGUUGUAAUUGGUACAUAGACAUGUUAUAUAUACAUAGACAUGAUGUGUUGUAAAUUAGGAUGGCUGGUAUUUAAAAAUGUGCAAGCAAGUUUAAAAAUGUGAUAUAUUAAGAAAUAAAACAUUGACUGUUUAAUGAA